CGUCGCCUUGGACCGAUCGAAACUUCCAUGACCCGCCGUCCCGGGGCGUAACCGAAGAGGAAACGCGCCCCAUAAAGCAACCGAUGGUGCUCUAGGCCUGCUCGAGCUAGCUCUUUCCGCUUGUUCGCCGGGUGCAGUGAUUGCCGAUCCGGCCGGCCGGCGCGUGGCGAGAUGUCGGGGUCGGAGGCGAUGAUGGAGAAGAUGCAGCUGCGGCAGAGCUACCGCAACGUCUGGCACACCGACCUCACCAACGCCGUCACGGCGGACCUGCCAUGGUGCUGCCUGUCGCUGUGGUGCGCCCCGUGUGUGUCGUAUAUGCUGCGCAGGCGUGCUCUCUACAAUGACAUGUCAAGAUACGUGUGCUGCGCUGGGUACAUGCCGUGCAGUGGCAAGUGCGGUGAGAGCCAGUGCCCAGAGCUAUGCCUUGCAACAGAGGUGUUCUGCUGCUUCGGCAAUUCAGUCGCUUCGACCCGGUUCUUGCUGCAGGACGAGUUCAACAUCCAGACAACUCAGUGCGACAACUGCAUCAUCAGCUUCAUGUUGCUCCUGCAACAACUCGCCUGCAUCUGCUCGCUAGUCGCGUGCAUCGUCGGCAACAGCGAGCUUUCAGAGGCCGCGAAUAUAAUCUCCUGCAUGUCUAACAUGGUCUACUGGACGGUUUGCUCUUGUAUGCAGACGCAGCACAAGGUGGAGAUGGACAAGAGGGACGGCAAGUUCGGCCCUAUGUCAGUUCCUCCGAUGCAGCAAAUGUCGCGCUUCGAUCAGCCGUUCCCGCCUCAAGUUGGAUAUGGAUACAGGUAGCCUUAUGGAGGCUAUGAACCAUCUGUUUGCUGUCGCUGAACGAGGACUGAUCUUUUGAAAAAAACGAGGAUAGACUAGCUGCAUAGAUUUUAAGUGUGAUACCAUGGCGAGAAUGUAACAUGUCUCCUGUUUAUUUUGGUGAUUUUCAUUCUGUUCGUGAGUUCCGAGAUGUGAUUUCUGUGAGGGAAGAUUGAUCCUCGUCGCUUUGCUUCUGAGACAUACUUCAUGGGAAUAAAAUGAGGCAAUGAGAGUGCAUCUGUAGUUCUCCAAAAUAAAAUUGCUUGUUUGUUUA
Phragmites australis (common reed) is the source of this 1093-nucleotide messenger RNA. RefSeq lists its product as uncharacterized. The transcript has 8 exons. Bases 172 to 801 code for a protein of 209 amino acids. Lineage: Eukaryota; Viridiplantae; Streptophyta; Magnoliopsida; Poales; Poaceae. The record is from RefSeq and is a predicted model, not a curated record.